Vitrella brassicaformis is the source of this 1252-nucleotide messenger RNA. Lineage: Eukaryota; Vitrellaceae. The record is from the annotation of a GenBank genome assembly.
GCCAAGACAAAAUCCACAUGGAUGGAAACGUGCGUGAGUCCGUCUGGCCACACACCCCACACCCACACACCAAUCAUGCACCCUCCUAUUCGCAACCAACAACCCCGCCAUUAUUUAGUCAUGACAGAUAACCCCGCCCCGCCCAGUCUAUGUGCUAUGUACACCAAGGAAGGCACGCCAGCCAGCCAAUUGACCGACGCACGCAGGCUCCAGCAAUUCGAUGGAUAGAUAGAUAGGUAGAUAGGUCGCUCGCCAUCCGCAGCCGAUAUCUACAAAAGCCUGUGCGUGAGAUGCCGACACACACAUACAGACGCACCUUGCUCUGACGUUUGGUGUGUUCCUAGUGUAUGCCAGCCGGCCGUACCGUCAGAGCGCUCUACAGGCGUUGCCACUUCGUCAGUUAGUUCUUUUCCGCUGAAGGCCCAUCCAUCCACCACACGCAUCUCAGCCGGGGCGGCUCAUCCAUCGAUCCAUCCAUCUAUCUGCUUUGCUUACCGGCCUUGGCAGCUGCCGCCGAGGGCUCCGACCUGACAAGACAGACAGACAGACAGACAGACAGAACCAAAGGAAUGGAGGGGACCAAUGCAGCCGGCUAGCUGGCUUACUCUCACUCCUUCCCUCACCCGCUGCUGCCCUUGUUGUUGAACGCAUCCUCCUUCCGCCUGCAAGUGGUGAGCACACACAUACGAAACAUGCGUGUGUCGGCUGUUUGUGCGUCGGCUGCCUGGCUGACUGACUGACUUGAUGGCCCGUGUGAGCUCCACGAGAGUGGCCGUCAUCUCUGCACGGGCCGGAUCUAUGCGCGGGUCAUUCUUGCUCACUUUCGCCAGCCUGCGAACGUCACCACACACACACAACACACAACACACAACACACAACACACAAAUCACACACCAAAGCCGCAUCCAGAGCAUCAUGUGCACCGACUGCUUGGCCUGAAGGAACGUGCACAUUGGCGAACUCCUCCGGCGUCGCCGCCUGACGGACCAGAGGGACAGCACCCAUCCAUCCAUCCAUCCACACACUGAUUGCAUCAAUUGACGCAUCCAUCUUGUGGAUGGGCUGAGUCGGCUGACCGACCUCGUCGACGAGGUGCUUGACGUGGUCCAGAUCUCCCCGCAGCAAGUCGAGGACCUGUCCUAUCGCGUCCGGGUUGAGUAUGGCCUCCAUCGCCCGCCGCAUGCUCUCCUCUGUGUGCGGGUGCAUCCCGUCUAUCUGACGUCUAUAAUGGCAGCUACCCAGGUUCCUCCUG